UGUAUAGGAGCGUCCUGAGACUAUGAAAGGUCGAGUGAAGUUAGCUUUCAAGAAGAAUGGGAAAAAGGAAAAGAAGAAUUCUGAGAAGCAGGCGGAUACUGACUCUGAUAUUGAACUCCUGACUGGAGAUGAGAGGGAGGGGGAUGGUGAGGAUACAAGCAUGACGGAGGACUGGGCUAAGUUCCACCAACAAGAGAUGGAGAAGAAUCCUGGAGAGGGCCACACAGAUAAAAUGGAGAGUUUAGUUACACCUAAAGAUGAGAAGAAACACAAGAAACCUAAACCAGUGUCAGAAUCCACCAAAUCUGAGGAGAAACCCAACCUGGAGCCGGAACCCACCAAACCUGAAACAGUCACCGAACUCAAAACCCCCAAGGGAACUAAAUCCUCAAACAAUGGAGCAAAAACUCCCAAAUCUGACUCCAAGACUGCACCCAAAGCUAAUCCAUUGGCUAAAUUCUUGGUUAAAAUGAAACCUGGAACAAUUCCUCCUAAAACUUCUGCUUUUGCUGCUCCAAUCACUUAUAGAAAAGCUCCAAAGCCAAAGGCUGGAGCCCGACCCGUUACAACUGUGGCCGGAGCUGUUAGUCAGCUGAAAACUCUGCAAGAUGGCGGAGGCUCCGAGUCUGAGGAUGAAGUCGAGGGUGAAGAAAUCGCUUUAGAUGAUGUGGCUGCGUCUUCCUCUGAAGUUAAAAAGCCCUUUCACUAUAGUGAUAAACUCAGCUUUAAGAACAAGAAACUAACACCCAGAUUUAUGAAAUCUGAAGAAGAAGAAGAAGAAGAAGAAGAAGAUGAUAAUCUAGUUGAUAUAGAGAAAAAGUUUUCUGAAAUCAAUGGAUGGUUAGAGAAUAAAACUGAACAGGGUUGUAUAAGAUCGACAGAGGGUGAUAGAAAGAAGACUUUUAAAUGUUGUGUAUGCUCUGGUGAGAAGAUAUUUCCCUUUCGAUCCGAUCUCAAGAAGCAUUUAGUUCACUGUCAUCUAAUGAGCAAAAAAAGGGAAAGUAUUAAUAAGAAGUAUCAAUGCCCGGAUUGCUUCCAGCUUUACUCUACUUGGGGAAACAUGAAUGCUCACUACAGAGAGAAACAUACUCCUGGUAGAUGUCAACACUCUUGUAAUUUCUGUGAUAAAAGAUUUAACAGACAGGAUCAUUUUCAACUACACGUUCAGUCCCACACUAAGGAUAAAUCCUGUCAGUGUUCUACCUGUGGGUUAAAGAUUAGUAGACCUUCAGGCCUCUCCAGGCACUAUUCUAAUAAACACCCUUCCCCAUUGUCUGAUGAAUGUAAUGGAAGGUCUAAACAAAUCUGUAGAUUCUGCCAAGAAAAGUUUAAGACAAUUGCUCUUCGAGAGGACCAUAUUAUAAAUUACCAUGGAGCCCAGCUUGACUGGUUAAAAGAAGAAAAAUCUAGGAAGCAGAGGGAUGUUCAGGCAAUUCUCAGUCUGGAAACUUCUGAAGAAAUAGAGGCAUACCCACUUAAGAAAGUCCUAAAGGAACUGAAAAAGUAUACUUGUGCUGAAUGUGGGGUGCAAUAUGCUUUUCCUGAAAAUCUACAGAAGCACGCCAGGACUCUACAUCAGAUGAUGGGGAAAGGACAGUACACGUGUAAUUAUUGUGAUGAGAUAUUUGGAUUCAUCUACGUUAAACAGGUAAAUAGUCUAAAGUUAUAAACUUUAACAUAGUAAUUAAUUAUUUUACAU
This is a messenger RNA of Eurytemora carolleeae, 1699 nucleotides long. Its product is annotated as GDNF-inducible zinc finger protein 1. The coding region runs from base 23 to 1669 and encodes 548 amino acids. The record is from RefSeq and is a predicted model, not a curated record. Gene Ontology annotation, biological process: regulation of transcription by RNA polymerase II. NCBI's taxonomy places the organism in Eukaryota, Metazoa, Arthropoda, Copepoda, Calanoida, Temoridae. Gene Ontology annotation, molecular function: chromatin insulator sequence binding. The transcript has 17 exons. Gene Ontology annotation, cellular component: chromosome.